Bombyx mori (domestic silkworm) is the source of this 1623-nucleotide messenger RNA. RefSeq lists its product as uncharacterized. The record is from RefSeq and is a predicted model, not a curated record. The transcript has 14 exons. Bases 42 to 1526 code for a protein of 494 amino acids. NCBI's taxonomy places the organism in Eukaryota, Metazoa, Arthropoda, Insecta, Lepidoptera, Bombycidae.
GUCACUUCUUGUUGGUCGUACUAUUUUGCCGUGAAACCAAAAUGCUGGAUAUAAUUCUUCUAUUUCAUUUGUUAUGCUCGUGUAUCAUAGAAGUAAUGGGUAAGAAUACGGUGCCUGUAUUGACGUUAAAUCCGAAGAAAGUGUUGAGUAACAAAACAACUAGAGAAUUGAAAUACCUUCCCUUCAUAAUGCUGGUGGAAAGGGACAAAGAUACAAGUGAAUACUGGCGGGAGACGGAAAUUCUUGAACUGGUCCGUACCAAUGAGCUGGAUGUGGACUAUAAGACAUGCGAAGCCAGUCCUCUAAGUAGUGUCGUCAGCAUACCCAGUGCUAGAACUGUUAGGCCAGUCUGUAGGAGUACUUACGACUAUCAAAUAUGUCCGCAAUGUCCACAUUUCAACAAUAAUACCGAAUGUGAGCUGUUUAGAGAUUCAUGCAAGGAAAGAAGAGUACAAGAGAAAGAGUACAGAACAUACUGUGAUAGGAAAUACGGAAAAUGGCGAGCGAUGUUCGUUCCCUCUGACUAUUCCCAGUGCAGAUGCUGUGACGAAUGCAUUUUCUAUAGAGAGCUAGACCAGUCAUGCCUUGAAGAUGAGUACAAUUUUGACACCGAAGAGUUUCUACCGGUCACGUCGAUAGAUUUCAGGGCUGGUUGCAAUCCAUACUGGGGCCAUCCGGAGCAAGAACUUCGGGCGUUGCGUUGUGAUAAAACCUUGAGGCGAUGUAUACCUGUGGCAGUUCCAUCGUUGCCAAAUGAAACACUAAGUUUCAGUCGUAAAAGCUAUCGGUACGAGCCACCGAGCAGUGACAGAGAUUGUCCGGUCUCUUGUCGCGGCUACCAGUGCAAAGAUGGCCUGGUGCAGGAAAGUCAUUGCCCUGCCGGCGCUUUCCUGCCCGAUAAGGAGGAGUGUAACUGCUGCGGAAGGUGCAGCUUUUAUCAACAACUGAACCAGAAAUGUGCGGAGUUCAAAAAGACAAUACACGAAGUCAACGGAAGUAAAGAGAUUGAGGUCGAAGAAGAGUUCUUGGAGCCCGGCUGUGACGAUGGAUUAGUUUGCAGGCAGGGCCAGUGUCAGGAUAUCCACACCGUGCAGACUACUUUUAACGGACGAAGGAAACGGAAUGAUGAAUUUGGUCAACCUAAUGAGCCAUGCAAACUAGAAAUGAAGUAUUUCAAGAAGAAGUUCGGAGUCGACGGCCACUUGCAUUACGAAGCUCCACAGUGCACUCCUUUAUGGCUCUAUGCUGCUGUUCAGUGUCGACGUUUUGUAUGCUACUGCGCCCUUGAGGACGGUACUAUGAUCGAAGGGAUCAAGGUUCCGAGAGUUGAGGUCUCCAACAUGAAUUGCGACUGCGCCCGAGAAAAAUGCCGCACUGGUGCCGAUUUAGAUUGUGAUGGCUUCGGAAACUACAAGGAGGUUGAGUUCGUGCACCACAUCGAGGAGUGGGCUCAAAUUGAGGAAAAUGAUACCUACGAUCAAUCCAUAACAGAGUCCAGCAAAGAGGAUAAUAGAAGCGUAGAAUGAGGAUCAUGACUUUGAAAAAAUGUUUUUUUGUUUGUUUUUAACAAUAUACUUUAUUGUCAAUCAUGAUUGAAUAUAAAAAUUUCGGGUUCUGUGAUAA